UAAUAAUUUCAAAAACCAUGUUUACCAACUUGAUAUCCCGCCGCAACGCAAAAUCUUAAAGUGACUUAACUUUCCUUAUUAUUUUUCCUUUUGCAAUGGCUGAUGUAUACAAGAGAAAUGAAAAAUCUUUAGGAUUACUUACAACACGUUUUGUUUCAUUAUUACAAAAAGCCAAAGACGGUGUGUUAGACUUGAAAAUUGCAACUGAUUUGUUGGCUGUUCGACAAAAAAGGAGAAUAUACGAUAUAACCAAUGUCUUAGAAGGUAUCGGCUUAAUUGAAAAACGCAGUAAAAAUAGCAUACAGUGGAAAGGUGUUGGUCCAGAUUGUACAUCAAAUGAAAUAGGAGACAGAGUGACUUUAUUGAGAAGGCAGAUUGGGCGCUUGGAGGAACAUGAAGUGUUGAUUGAUAAACACCUUCAUUAUAUUGAGCAAAGUUUAAAGAAUGUGCUGGACGACACUGAUAAUCACACAUUGUCCUAUGUCACAGAGGAUGAUGUUAAAAAGUGUUUUAAGGAUACUCAAGUAUUAGUUUUAGAAGUUCCUCUUGGAGCAAAUUUAGCUGUUACUUCACCCUCAGCCAAGGACAAGCUUUCAAGUUACAGUUUACAUGUAAAGUCAACAGAACAAAUUGGUGUUAUACAUGUAUCUGAUAUGGAAAAAGAAAAGGCUAACAUGGAAGAGAAUAUAGAUGAUGAAGUACAGAGCUACACAAAUAGUUGUGAUGAUGCAUAUCAUCAUUCAAACUAUUUAUUAAGACUGAGUCCUCCGAUAACGAAACAAGACUUUGCAUUCUCGCUGCGAGGCAGUGAAGGAUUGUGCGAUUUAUUUGAUAUACCUUGUUAAGAAUAUUAUUAAAAUCAUAUUUUUUUUCAUUUAUAUUUACACAAAUCAAAGACAUUGUUUCUAUUUUGUUUACA
Papilio polytes (common Mormon) is the source of this 919-nucleotide messenger RNA. RefSeq names its product transcription factor E2F4 (gene E2f2). Gene Ontology annotation, biological process: regulation of transcription by RNA polymerase II. Gene Ontology annotation, molecular function: protein dimerization activity; RNA polymerase II cis-regulatory region sequence-specific DNA binding; DNA-binding transcription factor activity, RNA polymerase II-specific. The transcript has 7 exons. The record is from RefSeq and is a predicted model, not a curated record. Bases 96 to 845 code for a protein of 249 amino acids. NCBI's taxonomy places the organism in Eukaryota, Metazoa, Arthropoda, Insecta, Lepidoptera, Papilionidae. Gene Ontology annotation, cellular component: RNA polymerase II transcription regulator complex.